AUGGAGGGCGACCUCAGCCCCUUCCCUUCCCCGGAUACGAGGAAACCAAAGUCCCGAGCCGGGAGCCAGCCCGGGAAGGGCAGCGCAGCCAUGUUUGGCACCGGCAACGCUCAUCCUUUCGAAGGAUUAACCCCCCCCUUUGUGGCUGUUUGUCACCAGAUCUCCCUGUGGUCCCUCUUGGUGACUCUGGUGGUCCUGUUCAUCCUGACCGGGAUCAUGCUGGGCCCGGAUCUGAUGGCGAGCAUUCCCGCCUCCGUCUACGCCAUCGCGGUGCUGAUGCCUCUGGCGGGCUACGCGCUGGGCUACGGCUUAGCCGCCCUCUUCAAGCUGCCCCCGCACUGCCGGAGGACGGUCUCUCUGGAGACGGGGUGCCAAAACGUCCAGCUCUGCACCGCCAUCCUGAAGCUCACCUUCCCCCCGGAGCUGGUGGGGAGCAUGUUCAUGUUCCCCUUGCUCUACGCCCUGUUCCAGUCGGCGGAAGCCGGGCUCUUCGUGCUGGCCUACAAGAUGUACGGGAGGGACGGCUACAAGCAAGACGCGCCGGGCGAGGAGGAGGAAGAGACGGAUGUUUCCUACAGGAAGCUGAAGGAGGAGGAGGCGGCCGACGCUUCGUACGGCAGCGUGAGCGCGGAGGAGCAGAGCUCCGCGGAGCCGGCGCAGACGGCGCUUUAG
Messenger RNA from Opisthocomus hoazin, 672 nucleotides. NCBI's taxonomy places the organism in Eukaryota, Metazoa, Chordata, Aves, Opisthocomiformes, Opisthocomidae. The record is from RefSeq and is a predicted model, not a curated record.